This is a messenger RNA of Symbiodinium sp. CCMP2456, 1017 nucleotides long. NCBI's taxonomy places the organism in Eukaryota, Dinophyceae, Suessiales, Symbiodiniaceae. The record is from the annotation of a GenBank genome assembly.
AUGGUGGUGGAGACGGCUGCAAAGCCACCCGGGAAGGCCGUCAAGCCAGAUGACCCAACCGUGGUCAUUUCCAAGAUGUUGUCGUGGCUUUUGCGUCACGGCAUCAAGCACAAAAGCGUCGGUCUGAAUUCGGACAGUGCCGAUGGUUGGGUCAAGGUGACGGAGGUUCUCACAUCCGAGUAUUUUAAAGAAAUCACAAAAGAGAUCCUGAUGAAGGUGAUUGUCGAUUCCAACGCUCAGAAGCUUCGCUACCAGCUCUCUCCGGACUGUGUCUACAUAAGAGCAUACAGCAGAGAUGAAAAGAAGGCUUUCAAGGAAGGCGCAGCAACCACAACUGCAUCAGUCUCUGUGCCUGCUCCUCCGGAAAAGAAAGGGACACUGCGUGGAGAAGCCCCAGAAUUCGUGCCUUCGACGAGCCCUAUGCUUGCUUCCAUGCAAAAUUCAGGAUACCCUCCAUGGCCGCUUCUGUAUCCCCAACCGACGAUGAUGCCGUAUGUGCCCGUCCAGGUCCAGCGCAAGGGCACCGGGGAAAAAGGUGGUGGAAUAUUUCGUGAGUUGGGAAGAAUAAAGUCUUUCUACGACGACAAAGGUUACGGUUUCAUUGAAUGUCCCAGAGUCACGCAGCAGUUUGGCCGCGACCUCUUCGUGCACAAGGCACAGCUGAAUGGUUUCAAAGUGGGUGACGAGGUUACUGUCACUGUGACGGUGAAUGAGGCUGGAUGGCCGCAGGCGCAGGACUUGCAAUCUGCCACAGGUCAGCCAGCAAGUGCAUCGACAAAGGGGAAAGGCAAGGGCAAGGACUCAGGUAAAGAAAAAGGAAAAGACAAAGGCGAAGGAAAAGGGAAGGACGGCAAGGAUGUCAAGGAAGGCAAGGGUAAGGACGGUAAGGGCAAGGACGGCAAGGGCAAGGAGGGCAAGUCCAAAAAUGGUAAAGGAAAGGAUGGCAAAGGGAAGAGCAAGGACAGAAAGAAAAAAGAAGAUAUCCCAGCAGAAACAGUUCAAGAAGAGGAGCGGUAG